Molecule: messenger RNA, 3468 nt
Organism: Nicrophorus vespilloides
Lineage: Eukaryota; Metazoa; Arthropoda; Insecta; Coleoptera; Silphidae
Product: zinc finger protein 800
Exons: 6
Coding region: 717-2972 (751 amino acids)
Source: RefSeq, a predicted model, not a curated record
CAUAAAACUUUACGAGAUUUUGGGUGCAUUUCAUAAAUGAAAUCCUUCGCAGCGAUUGGUUUACAUCGCGACGAUUCCUUUGGUCGCUUACGUAAUUGAUUAAUCUUUAUUAAUAAAUUCACGCGGAUUGCUCGUGGAUCUUUCUGUUUUUGAAUAUUUGAAUUCGCUGCAUCCUAGAGAUUGAUCCAGUUCAAUUGCGUGCUGUGGAAGAACGAUGGUAGUUCGGUUGAAUCGGCGCGGGUUAUGUAAAUAAAAUCGUGCUGGUUCGGUGCUGGUAAACACUACGGAAAUAUCUGUAGAUUCUUUGGCGAUUCUGUGGGGGCUGAAGCCGAAGAAUCUCGCCGCCGCCGCCUCCGAAGUCUGGUACGAUAAUACGAACGGAGCGCGGCCAUCUGUUGGUCAGAAUGUCCAAGCGCGCCUGACUGAAUUGUCUAAAAUGGUGGUGUAAAAAGGACUUUUUAGGCAAACAGAAAGAAUUUUUGAACGAGUUUCUAAAGGGGCAAGGCUUACUGCAAGGACCGCCGUCGCACGGCCGAUGAGUCGGACCAUUGGACAGCCAGGAGAUUGGGUCCUGCACCAUUGAUAUUCAAUGAGAAAGCUGCCAUCGAAGUGGAAAAAGUUCACACUUCUUCGACAGACUUGCUCUGCUGGACUACAGGUCUGAAGCAGCCUCCGGAAACCUGGUGCAGCCUGACUAGAAGGCAUAGUGAUUUGCAAUGUCUUCAAACAAAUCCAAGUACAAAGCUAAGAAGCAGCUGCAGACCACACUGGGCAAGGCACCAAAGAAGUAUACCUCUGUGGAUAUUUCGCACCUGAGAAAGCCAAUUGAUACCAGUGUGAUUGGAUUACGGCAGGUUCUGCACCUGUUUGAGACUGCCACCAAUGAAGUUCGUAAUUAUAUAACAUAUGAGUGUGAUGUUCUGUAUGAGUGCAAGACGUGCAGGACAAUAUACAGGAGUUUAGCAAAUUUCAUAUUACACAAGCGGGAUUAUUGCAAGGACUCUUGCAGGAAACCGACUGAUGAAUCUGAUGAGCCACCAGCAGAUGUGAUGGGUAAUAGUGCAAUAAAUUUAUGUGAUGAUGGUGACAUGCUGAAAUUCGAUGGGGACAAGAGUAGGUUGAAUGCGGUGCUGAGCAGGUUGAGGAAGAGGCAGGAAAGCCAGGAGAUCUUUGAUGAAGUCUCUGGGAAGGAUUUUUCCAGUGAGAAUGUCGUGGAGGAUAGGGAGGAGUUGGCAAAGAAGGGGGCCAUCGCCCUGGAGGAGAUCAACGGGAAUUUGUCCUGCGUUUUUCAGACUUUGAUAAAUAAUGUUCCUAAGGAUAAUCAAGAAUUUAGGAUAAAUGAGGCUAUGGAAAUACAUAGUAUAUUGAAUAACGAUGAGGUAAUUCUGGGGCCGGACGGUAAGGCUCUGUCCAGGCCCGACAUCGAGGGCUUCGACUUCGGCUGCGAGGUCUGCAAGCAGAACUUUGCGACGAAGAAGUCCCUCAUCCACCACGUCAAGUGCAAACACAACAACUCGAAGGAGAUGUACCUGUGCCCGGAGUACGGAUGCAAGGGCAACUACUUUCCUACGACUUACAGCGUGUUCAGGCAUCUGCACAAGGUGCAUCGGAAGUCGCCGAUGCAAUACAAGAGGUUGCGAUCGCAAAUCCAGCGAAACACCAUCAAGAACACGACGCUCUCGAAUUACAAGGAUCAGAUUCUUAUACGCGAGGAGAGGAACCUCGCCAAGUUCGAGGAAGUGGAUCUGUUGGAUUCGUCGCAGGUAUGCACGAGGUGCGGGAAGAAGUUCGAGAGGAAAGCAGCUUUGCAAUCGCACAUGCAGCUGUGCAAGACGCUGACGAGUUUGCAGCAGUCUGGAAAGGAGGUGAAGGUGACGGAGAAGCUGCGCGGCUCUCAGAAACGGAAACAGUCGUUCAAUCAGAUUAAAUCCAUUAAAAAGGGUAAACCUUCGGUGGAGCCGGAGAAGAGCACGACGACGGAUGCGAAGGAUGAAGAAGAUAGUUCCGACGACGUCGUCUUCGUGCAGACUGACGUGGUGGAACCGGAAACGAUAAUACUUGAUGAGGUUGACGAGACUCCUCCGGUUGCGGUUGCAGCGGAGUCGGACGACGUCGAGAUGGUGAUGGAGUCUUCGGGGACGGCGACGACGGCUGCUUCGACUGGCGGCGAAGAUCCUCUGGUGUGCGAGGAGGUCGUGCUGGAGAGCGACACCGAGGAGGAUCGGGGGCAGCAGCAGGUGACGCUCGAGGGUAAGGCCGCACCUUACAUCGAUCUGUCGCAGUUCCGAUGCACGACGUGCGAGUGCAACUUCAAGCAUCAGUCCGGACUGAUGCAGCACAUGGCGACGCACUUCAAAUGGUUCAAAUACCAGUGCCACAUUUGCCUCUUCAAAUCCUACAAUCGAAGUACCUGCGAGGACCACGUCAAGUCCUACCACAAAUCGAACAACAGCAAGAACGUCGUCACGGAGCUGCCCAUCGAGGAGACCAUCCGCAUCUCUACGGACUUCCAGGCGCUGAGCUACGCCCCGGUGGAGAAGUUCAUCAUCAAGACGAAGAACGCCACGACGCAGAUCUGCAAGAGCAACAGACAUCCGAGGAAGAGCAGCUGCGAGGAGAAGGACGAGGAGAAAACGAGCAGCAGUAACGGCGUCGUCAAGGAGGCGUGGAAAGUCAUCGAGAGUAAAACGAGCAACGGUCUCGUCCUCAAACUGAAAGCAGCCAGCAACGGCGAGAAAUCCGCAUCGCCCGCAUCACCGCAUCCUUCGUCGCCGUCUCCAUCGGCAGCUACACCUGAAGAGCAGCAGCAGACCGCACCCACGAAACCCGCAGAAAACGAGCAGCAAUCCGAGGAGAACAACAUGCACAAAAUGAUCAUGGAGGUCAUCUUCGGGCCGGAGAUGAGCUCCAGACCUAUACGAAACCGAGUCACCUCUAAAAAGAACGAUUUCAUUUAUUACGAGAAACCAUGAACGAUCAUCAUCAUCAUCAAAACGAUUAUUAUUAAUUACAACAUACUCAUUAACUCAUCGUUGAAGUUUGCGCUCACCGAUAAACUUAAAUUAUUAUUUUAAUUAAAUAGCGAAUAUAAUUAAACGUUCACUAUUUAAUCAAAAAGAAACAUCCGUGAGUGGAAACUUCGUUCUUUCUUUCUUUUUGUUAAAAAAAUAAUUUUUAUUCUUCAUAAACUUGAAGUGAAUCCUCUGGACUGAUGUAAAUUGUACAUUUAUCAUUAACCAAUUAAUGUUUGAUUCUUAAGUUGUAACAUUUCGAUAAUCAUUAUUAUUUCGUUUUCUUUUGUAGCAUAUUUUUUUUUCUUCUAUUAUAUUGAAGCGCCCGAAAUUGAUGAGGAAAAAGGAAGAGAAGUGUUAAAUAGUUUAUAAUAAUUGAAUCGCGCGCGCUUCGGCCAACUAAACUAACUCUAUUUGUAAAUUUGAUUGAUUUAUAUAAUUUAUUUUCUAUUCGUAA